AUGUCAUCUAAUCUCGGACACUCGAUUCGUCUGAUGCUCUCAUCGAGUCUCCGUGGCGACGGUUCGAUCCAUAUUCGUUCAGCACCGAGCAAGGAAUCUACAUUGCUGCUUACCCAAGAUGAGGCCCAUUAUGCGGACGAUACCGAAGACGACAACGAUGAUGAGGACCAUUACGAGGACUAUGGCAAUUACGAGGACGAUGCUGAAGACCAGAGUCACUCUGACGAAGGUAACAUCGAGUUGAAGAACUACCUCGACGACUUCGCAGAUACUCUCAACAAGUCAAAGAAUGACUCCGAGAUUGCUGCAGCCUUCAACGAGAAACUGUCGCAGAUGGUCUACGGCUCAAACAUGAUCGAGGCGGUCGGCAGCAGCCUCGACAUCACAAGCGAGCUCUGCCGAGAUAUUUUUGCUGGAGGGAUAGACGUAGACGAUAUUGAGAUCAGCGAUCGUGAUCCAACUUAUCAAGCUAUCCGAGCAGAUCUCAGUGAGAAGAAGAAGCCCAAUGCACAUGGAGAUGUGCUCCGAACCCGACGUGAGGUUAUCCAGCACGCAAAGGCUGCGUACUUCAUUAUGAACGAAGUCGCUAUCGAGGGAAAGGACAUGUCGGAAGAAAUUAUCUUGGAAACGCAUCGCCUUCUGACAUACAAGAUUGACAGUCCGGAUGGUAUCCCCUCGAGUCAGUACGGAGGCAUUUAUCGAAAUUGCCCGGUUCAGCGAGGCUUCCACUAUUUCCCUCAUCAUGCUACAGUCCCAAAAGCCGUUCGAGAUCUGACAGCUUCUCUCAAGGCUGAUAUCGCAGCAGCAGAGGAGAGCGGAGAGAUUGACCCUGUGGCUCUAGCAGCCAAAUACUGCCAUAAAUUCGUCAACAUCCACCCGUUUCUUGACGGUAACAGCCGUACAAGCCGUCUUAUCCUGAAUACCAUUCUCCUCAAGUAUGGGGGCUGCUUCGUUUGGUUCGGCAAGGAUGCAAUAGAGCGCGAUGAAUACAUGAAUAUCUCGGCAGAGGGUUUCGCUGCUGAGGCGAUGGAUAUGCAGGAGGAUGUGGAUGAUCUACCGGAGGGCUUCAAGCCCAAGCAUCACAAGAAACUCGCCACGUUCACUCUGAAGCAUGUGUAUAAGUACUUUAGCAUAUUCAAUUGA
This is a messenger RNA of Fusarium mangiferae, 1143 nucleotides long. RefSeq lists its product as uncharacterized. The transcript has a single exon. Bases 1 to 1143 code for a protein of 380 amino acids. Lineage: Eukaryota; Fungi; Ascomycota; Sordariomycetes; Hypocreales; Nectriaceae. The record is from RefSeq and is a predicted model, not a curated record.